Messenger RNA from Armigeres subalbatus, 1741 nucleotides. RefSeq names its product hydroxylysine kinase. NCBI's taxonomy places the organism in Eukaryota, Metazoa, Arthropoda, Insecta, Diptera, Culicidae. The record is from RefSeq and is a predicted model, not a curated record. The transcript has 3 exons. The coding region runs from base 295 to 1485 and encodes 396 amino acids. Gene Ontology annotation, molecular function: amino acid kinase activity.
GAUGUGUUGUUCGCCGCCGUCCGUUCGAGCCAUCUCCCCCGGCUCACCCAUCGAAAAAUCUGCACCUCGCUCGGCGCAAGCAAGAGCAGCGUGUUGGUGCUACGCGCGCCACCCGGUCCGGAGUUAUUAGUGUCGCGACUCUUGCGCUCGCUAGUCAGUCUGACAGAGUUCGAUCUCGAGGAAGGUUCGCGCGGUAGAAGUGUCUUAUAAUCGGCAAUCGAAAGCAAAACAUCAGAAACGGUUCGCAAACAUCUCGCUCGCAAAAAUAACAACAACAACAACAGUGUGUUCAUCAUGGAGAUGAAAACCAUCUCGCAGAAGAAACGAGUUUCGGGGGACCUGUCGACCAACGGUGACCACAAUGGGGAAAGUGGUACCGCUUCGAAGGAAACGUUGAAGCCGGGUUCGAAGAUUCGCCCGGACGUCACCGAGGAGGACGUCCGGAAGCUGCUGGAGCGGCUGUACGGCAUCAUAGUGCUCGAAAUGGGCGAGAUGGAUUCGUACGAUGACAAGAACUUUCUGAUACAGGCCGACACGUUGAUCAAAAACCCCAUCCUCAAGACGUACAGCCCGACUGGGUACGUGCUGAAAAUAGCGAACUCCUUGGACUCGGAAGAUGAGCUGUUUUUCGAAGGCCAAACGGAAAUUAUGCAGCUGCUGCGGGCCCACCACAUCACCUGUCCGACACCGGUUCAAAACAUCUUCGGAAAGUAUCACUCCAUAGAGAAGUUCGCCGAUGGAAAGCAUAUCGUCCGACUGUUGGAAUUCAUCCCCGGUAAAGUGUUCCACGGCGUACCACAUCCCGAUCGGUUGUUCUACGAGGCGGGGACAUUUAUCGCUAGGAUUGACUCCGCUUUAAAGAGUAUCAAACACCAAGGUAUCCUAAAACGGCAAUCCAUCUGGAUGCUGGACAACGUUCAAAAACUGAAGGACUUUUUGUACGUAAUUAAAGAUGAACAGCAUAAGGACAUCAUCGAACAGGUGUUGGAGGCUUUCGAAAAGCGAAUCAUUCCCAAUUUGGACGAAUUUGAAGCAGGUGUGAUCUACGGCGAUUUCAAUGAACACAACAUUAUCGUUAGUCGAAAGGACGAACAAGUGAAGGAAUACGAAAUUACGGGCAUCAUAGAUUUCGGCGAUUGUUGCUACUCGCGAUAUGUUUACGAGCUUGCGAUCGCUAUGGCAUACAUGAUGCUGGAGUCGAACGAUUUGGACACGGGCGGUUUGGUCAUGGCUGGGUACAGCAUGCUGAGAGUCAUUCCUCAGCACGAAAAGAAUGUGCUGCGUGUGGCAAUUGCGGCUCGGUUGUGCCAGAGUUUGGUGCUCGGUUUGUACACGUCCACCGUCGAUGAGUCCAAUCAGUAUAUUCUGUCGACUCAAUCUCGUGGGUGGAAGAUCCUCGAGGCGCUGUGGGCGGAGAAGGAUAAGGACAUUCUGGAACGAUGGGAGACGGUAGCUGACCAGUAUCUGACUCGAAGUGAUAAGUGAAUGCAUUUCAAAGAUUUCCAUGCUUUAAAACACAUAUCAUAAGUGUCCUUAUGGAUGACAAAAGCAAUUGCAACUACAAUACGUAUAUAACUAGUAGCAUGGUAGAAUGAAACUGAGAUCAAUUAUGUAGUAAAGAUUAAGCUUUAAGGUUAAAAAUGACUUUGUUUCGACCUCAUUCACAGUAGCGUAAGUUUUAACUAUAUUAAUAAGCAACGUUAACCAAUAAAGCUCGAUUUGUUUUAGCCAAAGGAAAUAA